AGGAGGAGGAGAAGGAGGGGGGAGCUUUCUGGAGUUCGCGAUCCAGGGGACACCGGCGUCACACACGCCAAGCCUGAGGCGAGAGGAGAGGAGACUCUGCUGGUGGUGAGGAAGCGCGGCAACGGCUGGAAACGGCCGCCCGUUCGCCGGGGCGGGCCCGAGGCAGAGCGCCCCCAGCAGGUGCACCUCAGACCGAGCGAUUCGGGCCGAGAUGUGGAUUUGGGUCUCGGAUGGCUGGAGGGAGCCGGCAGUGAGGAUCGCCGUGUCGGGGAGGAUCGCGCUGUGAGGUUACCGAUAAGGAGCGUGGGAGAGAGUGGCAGGGCAGGUGUGGGCGUGACCCUGUCCCAGCUACCCCGGGAGCCCGGCCGCACCGCGGGACUCGCCGACGCUCUGGGACAGCGAUGCCACCGGAGCCCUCCCUCGGCAGGGCGGAUGCUGCGCGGCCGAAGCUCACACCCCCGCCUUCUCAGCCAAAAGGGAGUUGGCGGCAGUGAAUUUUUUUUUAUUGUCCUUUUUCCCUAAACCGUCAUUUUGUCCCAGUUCCCUGGGGUCUUCUGUGGUAAGCUGCUUCGAGGUUGCACCAAAUCCCCUUUGUCGCGUGUCAUUAUCGCUUUUUCUCCUCGGGGCUUUGAGUUUUUUCCGCUCCGGCGUUGGGCCGUCCUCCUGCUGUCGUGGGCUUGGGUGCCGGCCGGCGGAGCGCGGCACCCGCUGCCCGGAGAACCCGCCGCUCCGAAUCCUCCGCGACCCGGCGCCGCCGAAGAGGACCGCUGCAGUGAGAAAGGAGGAAAAGGACGAGGGGGCGAAAAUAAAGGCAGAGGGGACCCAUGCGUGGCUUGUGUCCUUCAAGCGGGGGUAGCAGGUAGCACAGUGGUUAGUGCUGCUGGCUUGGGGCUCUAAGGACCCAGGUUUGAACCCCAGCUCCUGCUGUAGCGUCCUUGAGCAAGGUACCGCCCCUAAAAAAAACAAAAAAAACUGCUGUAUAAAUGGGUAAAUAGCUGUAAGAGACAAUGCUGUAAGGCACUUGGCACAAAAGGGUCUGCUGAACGAAUAAACGCGGAUGUGAGGGCAGGGGAGAGCAGCCAGGGGUCUGUUUCAGCAAGUCCGAAAGAGAGGGGGGCACGUGGUGGACAUCGGGAUGACCGCGCACACCUGCUCGGUCUGUUCAUCCGAAGGUCUUCGGCCUUUUCCAUCCGUCCGCUUCGGCCUCGCGCAGCGUCCUCUGGAUAUGGGCGCUUCGGGAUAAAGGACGUGUCCAGAGAGAAGGACUCCCGCCGAGGACAAGGGACACACCUCCACGAUGGAUCUAAUGACUUUUCGCCGAGGUCCUCAGAGGCCACCCGUGUGCUGACGGGCCGGUGCGACCCCCCGCUGGAGGAAGACGACCCGGAGGAGGACCUGAUGGAAGGAGCGGCGCAGUACUAGGCGGUACAGGAAGCGGACGUCCUCAGGCAGGCGAGCGGUCAGCCGGCUUCCUCUCCGAGCGGCCCCCGUAGAGCCGAGGGAAGCGUGGAAGGGCUGGCAGGGAGCCGUAGAUGGGAGCGGGGGGGCGGGGCGCCGUUCGUCACGCAGCCGCGUGACCCGGCGUGGGGGUGGGGAACCUUGGCGAGGGGUCACAGGUCGGCGGACCGGCCGUGGUGGGCGGGCGGCGGGGGAGGGGUGGAGCGGGCCGCCCGGGGAGGGGGGCAAGGUGGCGUCGGGAGCGGCGGGAGCGGCGGGAUGGCCAUGCGCUGCUCCCUGCGCACCUGGGUGUUGCUGGGCUCCUUGGCGCUCCUCUUCCUCACCUCGCUGCUCUUCUCGCUGUCGCUGCGGGGGGGCGGCAGCCUGCCCUACCUGGACCCGCCCAGUUGGGAGGAGUUGCGCCGGGUCAAGCUGGUGCCCAGCUACACCGGCUCGCACCGGCUGGCCCCGCCAGGGGGCGCUCUGCUCAAAACGUGCGCCUGCCACCGCUGCGUGGGCGACCCGGGCGUGUCGGACUGGUUUGACGAGAACUACGACCCGGACAUCUCUCCCGUGUGGACCCGCAACAACAUCCAGCUGCCCUCCGAUGUCUACUACUGGUGGGUGAUGCUGCAGCCGCAGUUCAAGCCUCACAGCAUCCAGCAGGUGCUGUCGCAGCUCUUCCAGGUGAUCCCCGGACACUCGCCCUACGGAACCUGGGACCAGGGCCGCUGCCUGCGCUGCGCCGUGGUGGGGAACUCGGGCAAUCUGCAGGGGUCUGGCUACGGGCGCGCCAUCGACGGCCACGGCUUCAUCAUGAGGAUGAACCUAGCCCCCACCGUGGGGUACGAGGAGGACGUGGGCAGCCGCACCACCCACCACUUCAUGUACCCGGAGAGUGCCAAGAACCUGGCGGCCAACGUCAGCUUCGUCCUGGUGCCCUUCAAGACCCUGGACCUGCUGUGGAUCACGAGCGCGCUGUCCACCGGCCAGAUUCGCUUCACAUACGCUCCCGUCAAACAGUUCCUGCGAGUGGACAAAGACAAGGUCCAGAUCUACAACCCGGCCUUCUUCAAGUACAUCCACGACCGCUGGACCCGACACCACGGCCGCUACCCGUCCACAGGGAUGCUGGUGCUCUUCUUCGCCCUGCACGUGUGCGAUGAGGUGAACGUAUUCGGCUUCGGAGCCGACAGCCGCGGGAACUGGCACCACUACUGGGAGCAGAACCGCUACGCCGGUGAGUUCCGCAAGACGGGCGUCCACGACGCGGACUUCGAAGCCCACAUUAUCAACUUGCUGGUCAAGGCCAAAAAGAUCACCGUGUUCCCCUGAAAGUGAGGGCGCUGAGGUCGGAUAGUGAGAAGAGGAGGGGACGCCGGGAAGAAAGCAUCACCCAUCAGCCACCGCGCUUCGUUGUACUCGUGCCCACGGGGGGACGUGGGAUCAAACCCCCGUAGCCCUGCCGCCGCACGGCGUAUCGCAACCGCCUGCGGUCACGGUCUGCGCUCCGCCGCAUUUACCUGGGUGCCAGUCAGGAUUUCCCAUCACGAUCUUGUCCCCUGCCGUGGCGGUGUACUCAAACCUGGGAUCUUGAAGGCAGGACACGUGCUCUCGUACUGCUAAUUCCCUCGACGGGCAGCACUCGCACUUGCGGCUGCGUUCCGUGCGAACGCGCAUCACGGGGAAGGACUGUACCCUCCACACGGGACGUGCUGUGGUGUAGGCUCCCGGGGGCGAUCGGUUGCACUUGUUGGGGGGCUAAGAGUACAGGCUAGGUGACAGCCUAUGAAACCCUCAAACUGUGCUCCUGUCGGGGGGGAUUGGGGGCACUGGAACCACAGAUGUGUUUUAACGGUCUCUGAGCUCGGUCCGAAGCCCUUCCUGACUUGACCGACGUCCGCAAACCAGCGGCGGGAUGGAAUCCACGCACCCACGUCCAGUGCUGCGGCCAGGCCUCCUGCUCAAGUUCCGCUGGGGGGUUGGGGGGGGGGGGUGAGCUUGACGUGCGGCUUUGAC
This is a messenger RNA of Scleropages formosus (Asian bonytongue), 3456 nucleotides long. It is a transcript of the gene st3gal2, whose product is annotated as ST3 beta-galactoside alpha-2,3-sialyltransferase 2. Bases 1717 to 2772 code for a protein of 351 amino acids. Gene Ontology annotation, molecular function: beta-galactoside (CMP) alpha-2,3-sialyltransferase activity. The transcript is spliced from 7 exons. The record is from RefSeq and is a predicted model, not a curated record. Gene Ontology annotation, cellular component: membrane. Gene Ontology annotation, biological process: sialylation. Lineage: Eukaryota; Metazoa; Chordata; Actinopteri; Osteoglossiformes; Osteoglossidae.